Molecule: messenger RNA, 2371 nt
Organism: Panicum hallii
Lineage: Eukaryota; Viridiplantae; Streptophyta; Magnoliopsida; Poales; Poaceae
Product: vacuolar-sorting receptor 7-like
Exons: 12
Coding region: 101-2020 (639 amino acids)
Molecular function (GO): calcium ion binding
Source: RefSeq, a predicted model, not a curated record
CCUCUCGACCUUCCAUGUCGUCUCCACCAAGUCUCCGCUUCUGAGGAGCUACAGAAUUUGCCAAACCAACACGCACGGAAAGGGUCCAAGAGACACGGCAAUGGCACUCCACGUCCACGGCCACGGGAGGAGGCUCGCCGCGGCGGCGUGGGCAUGGCUCGCCGUGUCCAUGAUGGCGAGCCUGGCGUCGGCGCGGUUCAUCGUCGAGAAGAACAGCGUCAAGGUGCUGUCCCCGCGCUCGCUGCGCGGCCACCACGAGGCCGCGAUCGCCAACUACGGCGUCCCGGAGUACGGCGGCAGGCUGACCGGCGUGGUGCUGUACCCGGAGGACCCGAAGCUGGCCACGGGCUGCGGGCCGUUUGGCGACAAGAAGUUCAGGUCGCCGUCGGGCCGCCCCGUGGUCCUCCUCGUGGACCGCGGGGGCUGCUACUUCGCGCUCAAGACGUGGAACGCGCAGCUGGCCGGCGCGGCGGCCGUGCUGGUGGCCGACAGCGCCGACGAGCCACUGCUGACGAUGGACAGCCCCGAGGACGAGACCCCCGACAUGGCGUUCCUCGCUAACAUCACGGUCCCCUCGGCGCUGGUCACCAAGCGGUUCGGCGACGCCCUCCGCCGCGCCGCCUCCCCCUCCUCCGGCGGCAGCGGCGAGGAGGUGGUGGUGCGCCUCGACUGGCGCGAGUCGAUGCCGCACCCCGACGAGCGCGUGGAGUACGAGUUCUGGACCAACAGCAACGACGAGUGCGGGCCGCGGUGCGACGAGCAGGCGGCGUUCGUGCGCGCGUUCCGCGGCCACGCGCAGCUGCUGGAGAAAGGCGGGUACGCGCUCUUCACCCCGCACUACAUCACCUGGUUCUGCCCCGACGCGUUCCUGGACACGCCGCAGUGCAAGGCCCAGUGCAUCAACCGCGGCCGCUACUGCGUGCCGGACCCGGAGGGGGACCUCGCCGCCGGCUAUGACGGCAAGGACGUGGUGGUGGAGAACCUGCGCCAGCUCUGCGUCCACCGCGUCGCCAACGCGAGCAGCCGGCCAUGGGUCUGGUGGGACUACGUCGCCGACUACCACCUCCGCUGCUCCAUGAAGGAGAACAAGUACACCCGCCGCUGCGCCGAGGACGUCGUCCGAUCGCUCGGGUUGCCGAUGGACAUGAUCGACAAGUGCAUGGGGGAUCCCGACGCCGACGCCGAGAACGACGUGCUCAAGACGGAGCAGAUUGUUCAGGUCGGGCAUGGAACUCGAGGAGACGUGACGAUCUUGCCGACGCUGGUGAUCAACAACGUGCAGUAUCGAGGCAAAUUGGAGAGCACUGCGGUCCUCAAAGCGAUUUGUGCCGGGUUCAAGGAGACCACCGAGCCUCAUGUCUGCCUGACACCAGACAUGGAGACCGACGAGUGCCUCGACAACAACGGCGGCUGCUGGCGCGACGAGAAGACCAACAUCACGGCCUGCAAGGACACCUACAGAGGGAGGAUUUGCCAGUGCCCUGUGGUGGGUGGCGUUCAGUACCAAGGAGAUGGGUACACCGAAUGCAAAGCGGUCGGACCGGGCCGGUGCGCCAUGGGCAACGGCGGGUGCUGGACGGAGACGAGAAAUGGCAAGACUUUAUCUGCUUGCUCGGGUUCAGAUUUGAGCGGAUGCAAGUGCCCGCCAGGGUUCAAGGGCGACGGCUUCCAUUGCCAAGACGUCGACGAGUGCAGCGAGAAGCUGGCGUGCUCCUGCCCGCACUGCUCGUGCAAGAACAACUGGGGCGGAUUCGACUGUAAGUGCGGCGGCGGCCUGAUGUACAUCAAGAGUGAAGACACUUGCAUUGCCAAGAAUAUGUCGGCGUUCGGGUGGCUCGUCACCGCCCUGGUCGUGUCGUGCCUCGCCGGCGCCGGCGUCGCCGGAUACGUGUUCUACAAGUACAGGCUCAGGCGGUACAUGGACUCAGAGAUCAUGGCGAUCAUGGCGCAGUACAUGCCCCUGGACAGCCAGCACAACGAAAACCAGCCGCUCAGGACGCAAGAGACCCAGCAAGCGUAGCUAGGCAUGUGAGUUGCAGUUGCAGAAGUCGAUAUCAGCAAUGUGCCAAGGCACCCUAAACCCUACACCGAAGUUUUGAGAUUUGAAGAUGCGACUACACCAGUAGAUAAGCAUGCCCCUAUGUAAAUGGCAGGGAUUUACACAGAUCUUGCACAUUCUGCUAUUGUUUCAGUGUAGAGACAGGCGAGAUAGCAUGUGAUGGAUCUGUUCGGUGAUGUAUAAAAUUUGAGAAUUUGCCUGCAAGUACAAUUGUUUACUGGAGACCAACAGGCUGUGCAAAUAUGAUGGUGAUCCAUAUGAUAAGCUAGUAUGUCAGCAUGUGAAUGAUAGAUCAUCUAGUUUCAAAAUUGA